Molecule: messenger RNA, 1446 nt
Organism: Aspergillus pseudotamarii
Lineage: Eukaryota; Fungi; Ascomycota; Eurotiomycetes; Eurotiales; Aspergillaceae
Product: AHA1 family protein
Exons: 4
Coding region: 120-1100 (326 amino acids)
Biological process (GO): protein folding; positive regulation of ATP-dependent activity
Cellular component (GO): cytosol
Molecular function (GO): ATPase activator activity; protein-folding chaperone binding
Source: RefSeq, a predicted model, not a curated record
UCGGGUUUGGGUGUCUUUUUGUCAACCCUGCAAUAGAGAAGAUUUUCCUUUUUUUUUUUUUAUCUUUACAUCAAGACCCACUAGCAGUUCAUAAUAAAUUUAUUUAAAAUACCAACAUCAUGGUUCUGCACAACCCCAACAACUGGCACUGGGUGAAUAAGGAUGCCUCCGGAUGGGCCAAGGAUUACCUGAAGGGGAAGCUUUGCACGCUUUCCGCCGAGGAAAAUGGUGUUACCGCCAAGAUCUCCAACCUCCUGUCUAUGGAUGGCGACGUAGACGUCAGCCAACGAAAAGGCAAGGUCAUCACCUUGUUCGAUGUCAAAGUACAGCUAGAGUAUGAAGGUAAGACCAAGGACGAGGAGUCCGUUAGCGGUACUAUCACCAUCCCCGAGGUUGCCCACGACACAGAGGAAGACGAGUAUGUUUUUGAGAUUGAUAUCUACUCUGAAUCCUCUUCCAAGCAGCCGGUGAAGGACCUCGUGCGGUCGAAGCUUCUGCCCCAACUCAGACAAGAGUUGGCUAAACUUGCACCCGCCCUGAUUACCGAGCACGGCAAGGAUAUCCAGCAUGCCCCCGGUGAGAACCCAUCUAAGGGUUUUACCGCCCCGACCUAUCACCCUCAAGCUAAGAAGGACACACCUGCUCCCAAGACAACCACUACUACUACGGGCGGCAAGGUCGCUGUCAACACUACUACCGUGAUUGCCUCGGAUGAGUUCCGUACCACCGCUGAGGAAUUGUACAGUACCUUUACAGACCCCCAGCGCAUUGCUGCUUUCACCCGCGGAGCGCCUCGUCAGUUCGAGGGUGCUCAGGUUGGCGGAAAGUUCGCCAUUUUUGAUGGCAACGUCACCGGAGAAUAUACUAAACUAGAGAAACCGACUCAGAUCGUGCAGAAGUGGCGUUUGGCCCAGUGGCCCGAGGGUCACUUCAGCUCCCUCGAGAUAAACUUUGAUCAAAACGAUGUCGACGGCGUUACCCAAAUGCGUGUGUCUUGGACUGGAGUCCCCGUUGGCCAGGAGGAUGUCACCAAGCAGAACUGGGAAAUGUACUAUGUUCGCAGUAUCAAGCAGACUUUCGGGUUUGGCACUAUCCUCUGAUCUCGUGCGACCACCUUUAGAAGCUUAACGAUUCGAACGCCGCGUGGGGUAACAGAUGACCUGAAUUCUGCGAUCAACGCGUCCUGUAGGGGCUGUCCUAUAAAUGUUUUGGGUCGACUUGAAUAGCGUUCUUGGAAAGCAGACACUCUGUACCUCAGAUCUGUGCCUUUUGUGAUACACCUUCCCCUCUUACAUUCGAGGGUAUGGUUCGACGAUUCCACGAUAGAAUUCCAUGAUUAGAUCAAUGUAAAACGAAUCAAUAACGAAAAUUCACGGUUGGAUGCACAUUAUCUGUCUGUAUGGCAUUGGAUUACUACACUUAUUAUAAAUCGAACUUUUCCUUAAC